CGCCAAGGAGGAGUUUUCCAGCCUGGCUUUAGAGGCUCUGUCUCUCUACACAGCCCCUCGGUCUCUUGGCCUCCUCCAGCCCCUUAAGUGCGCUGCGCAGCCUGCCCCGCGGGGGAAGCGCCGCCGGCUCACCAUGGGGAGCCCGGGACUCCGGCCCGCUUUGUUGCUGCCUCAAGUACUGCCACUGUUGCUGGCGCUACUGCACGUCCUGGAGAGCCAGGGCUUUCCAGAAAAGCGUUGUCCUACCCUUACCAUGCCGGCAAAUGGAGGGUUUAAGUGUGUUGAUGGUGCCUACUUUAACUCUCGGUGUGAGUACUAUUGCUCACCAGGAUAUACAUUGAAAGGGGAGCGGACAGUCACAUGUAUGGACAACAAGGCUUGGAGUGGCCGACCAGCGUCCUGUGUAGAUAUGGAACCUCCUAGAAUCAAGUGCCCAAGUGUGAAAGAACGUAUAGCUGAGCCCAAUAAGCUGACAGUUCGGGUGUCCUGGGAAACCCCAGAGGGAAGAGAUACAGCAGAUGGGAUUCUUACUGAUGUUAUUCUGAAAGGCCUUCCUCCGGGCUCGAAUUUUCCAGAAGGAGACCACAAGAUUGAGUACACAGUCUAUGACAGAGCUGAGAACAAGGGGACUUGCAAGUUUCGAGUUAAAGUAAGAGUCAGACGUUGUGGCAAGCUCAAUGCCCCAGAGAAUGGUUACAUGAAGUGCUCCAGCGAUGGUGACAAUUAUGGAGCCACCUGUGAGUUCUCCUGUAUCGGCGGCUACGAGCUUCAGGGUAGUCCUGCCCGAGUAUGCCAAUCCAAUCUGGCUUGGUCCGGCACAGAGCCCAGCUGUGCAGCGAUGAAUGUCAAUGUUGGUGUCAGAACAGCAGCUGCACUUCUGGACCAGUUUUACGAGAAAAGACGACUCCUCAUUGUGUCUACACCCACAGCUCGAAACCUCCUCUACAGACUGCAGCUGGGAAUGCUACAGCAAGCACAGUGUGGCCUGGAUCUCCGACAUGUCACCGUGGUGGAGCUGGUAGGAGUCUUCCCAACCCUCAUCGGCAGGAUCAGAGCAAAGAUCAUGCCUCCAGCUCUAGCUCUGCAGCUCAGGCUGUUGCUUCGAAUCCCACUCUACUCCUUCAGCAUGGUUCUAGUGGAUAAGCAUGGCAUGGAUAAAGAACGUUAUGUCUCCUUAGUGACACCCAUGGCUCUCUUCAACCUCAUUGACACUUUCCCCCUGAGGAAAGAAGAGAUGAUCCUGCAGGCUGAGAUGGGCCAGACUUGCAAUGCCUGAUGUGCUGUUACAUUCAUGGUGGUUCCUCAUCUCUUAUUCUAUACUACAGUGCCUGUGGGGAGGCCUUAAAAUACCUUUGAUGUACAGAUUUUCAUUUGUAAUUUUUAAAGUCUAUUUUAUUAUGUGCUUUCUUUGCUCUUAGACACUGACACAAUGCUUUUUUAAACCUUGAAAUGUUAAAAAAACACUAAUAUAUCUAUUCUAACUCUCCUUUUAGUCCAUUGUGGCUGAUGAAAUUAGAAGCUACAGCCACGCUCAUGCUCUCAGAACAUUACUCAGUGUGAAACGUGUUCUCCUUUUCUUUUAUUGUUUAUAUAAGUCUUUUGUUAAUAAAAUAAUUUGAAGCAAACUUACUAAAACUCACCUUUAAAAAAAUAAUCAAGCACCAGGCUUAUUUGCUUGGCAUGAUCAGUAGUUUUAAAACCAUGAUUCUUUGUUUAUCCUAAGAAAGGGAAACUAUAGUCCUGUCAGGGGAUCAACUGAGAUGAGAGAGAGCUACGUUCCCAAGUGGGGGAAUAGCAAAUUGAAAAUAUUCAGAUAAAGCUACAUGAUGUUCAUGCUAAAAUUGGGUAUACUCUUUUCCCAAUGUAAUAUAAAAAUUAUUUACAAAUCACUUCCCUUAUAUGAGGUACUAUAAGUAAUCCAGAGAGGUUUAAAGUAUACAAGGGGAUUCACAUAGAUUCCAUGCAAGUCCUGGACCAUUUGAUAUCACAAGUUGAGUGAAUUUUGAGGCCCUGGAACCAAUCAUUCCUGAGUUUGUGAAUGAACAAGCGUGAUGGACCAGUAGGGCUGAAUUCUUGACUGCACCCCACCCAGCGAGGUUACAAUUCACCAGUUGUACAUCAGAUCCCUUUUCAGAGAUUUCUAUUUUUAAAUGGUUGAGCCUAGAAAAUCACACCUUGGCAUUUAAGAAACAAUUAGAUUAUACUCC
Molecule: messenger RNA, 2207 nt
Organism: Mus pahari (shrew mouse)
Lineage: Eukaryota; Metazoa; Chordata; Mammalia; Rodentia; Muridae
Gene: Srpx
Product: sushi repeat containing protein X-linked
Exons: 8
Coding region: 134-1276 (380 amino acids)
Source: RefSeq, a predicted model, not a curated record